UAUUGAUUACGUAUUGUCAAAAAAAUAUUGACAGAAAUAUUCGCGAGCAUAACCUCAAACCAAGCAAAUUAUUGAUAAAAUACUGUGGUUUUAGCGAAGUAUACAUCAUUUCAGCAAUAAUAAAUGAAUAUAGUACGCUUCUGUUUAAAAUCAAGUUUUGUUAAUUUAACAAAACCUCCUGUCAGGCUUCUUUCGAGCCGUGCCAAAGUCUCUCCCGCCAUGGCCCUAUCAGCCGUUAAGAAUGCAGCCAAGAGAAUAGUAUGGGUAGACCUGGAAAUGACUGGUCUGGAUAUAGAAAAGGACCAUAUCUUGGAAAUAGCCUGUGUUGUGACAGAUGCUGACUUGAAUAUCGUUGCUCAAGGGCCCAACAUUAUUAUAAACCAGCCGGAUAGCAUUCUGGAUGGCAUGAAUGACUGGUGUGUUAGUCAGCAUGGUGAGAGUGGAUUGACGGAGGCUAGCCGCAAAUCAAACGUUACCCUCAAGGAAGCAGAGAAACAAGUUCUGGAAUUUGUCAAAUCCCAUGCACCAGAGAAGAAAUGCCCUCUAGGUGGAAACAGUGUCUACAUGGACCGAUUAUUUAUAAGAAAGUACAUGCCAAUACUAGACAAUUAUUUACACUACAGAGUUAUAGAUGUCAGCACAAUCAAGGAGUUAGCAAAGAGAUGGUACCAAAAAGAGUUUUCACUCAUGCCACAGAAAAAGUUCAGGCAUCGGUCCGUGGAUGAUAUUCUUGAAAGCAUAGAGGAAUUGAAGUACUUCAAACAGCAUAUAUUUAAGUCUACAAUGAAGUUGCAGACAGAAGUUUAAAGUAUUUUACAAUGAAAUACAUUACGGGUAUUUUUAAUUGAAUAAUUAUGUUAGUUAUGCAUGAAGUCGCCAGUCUAUUGAGUACAAUUUAUUGUAGGUAUCGUAAAAUGUAGGUACCUAGCGAGAAUAAAAAAGUAAAUUGAAA
Helicoverpa armigera (cotton bollworm) is the source of this 952-nucleotide messenger RNA. RefSeq names its product probable oligoribonuclease. The coding region runs from base 124 to 807 and encodes 227 amino acids. The transcript is spliced from 3 exons. Lineage: Eukaryota; Metazoa; Arthropoda; Insecta; Lepidoptera; Noctuidae. Gene Ontology annotation, cellular component: mitochondrion. Gene Ontology annotation, molecular function: nucleic acid binding; 3'-5'-RNA exonuclease activity. The record is from RefSeq and is a predicted model, not a curated record.